ACCUGAUCCACCGUGUCUCCGACGCCUUCGACCGUAUAGCACUCCACCACACGAGGGCCGACGCUGUCCAAGCACCCAACUGCCGUGCAUGCCGCGAUCUGUCUUGCUUCUGUGUGCAGGCCUGGGGCUUCUUUCCGCGCAGUCAUGCCAAGUACCCGCUGAAAACACGCUCACGUCGAACUGUUAUGGACAGUGUGCUCCGCCGUCCGCCGACAGCACCGCCUUCCACGUCGUCCCCACUUGCAUUAUCCUCGCCGCCGACGACCAAACGAACGGAUGCACAAACCAAAAGGAAGGAACUUGCGUGGAGAAUGUCGGGGCAUGCACGCUCUCGUGUCUGAAUCCCGUCACGAGUGCAACCAACUCGACGUGGUCCAUUCGAGUGGGCGUACCCAAUCGCCAAGACGCCGAUGUCGGUCGUGUGCAUGCGAUCUACGACGUCGACAUCACGCCCGCCACAAUGGCCAUUCGCAUCGCCCCGCGCGACAACGUGAAAGAACCGUCGUGGGAGCUUCGACUGUCCUCGACCAGCUUUCGCCAAGCUACGAACGUGGUCUCCAUUGACAUCGAGCGCCUCCUAGUCGCCAACUUCCCGUCUCUCACGAUCCUGUCCAAGCUCAAGUCUCUCCGUCUGAGCAACGUUGGCUUUUCGCACGUCGCGGACAUCGACGGAUCUGCCAUGCCCGAAAAUCUCGAGUCGCUGGACCUGUCCCAGAAUAAUCUGCACCAACUCCCCGCAUUUGUCUUUCGCAACAAGAAGCUGCAGCUCCUCAACAUGACUGGCAACCCCCUCGCGAACGUACACGUGUUCUAUUCCGAGUUGCUCUUCCUGCAGCGACUGCCGGCGUAUUCAGGUCCAGCCAUGGCCAUCACGGGCGCCUGCCAAGCCGGGUAUACCCCCACGACGUGGGAAAGCUCCACGCUUUGCGUGCAAGCGAACGGAUCGUUGGAACAAGCCGCGCCGCCAGUCGCACCGACGUCGGCUCCGCCAGGACCACCACCCCCAGCGUCGUCCAACAAAGUUACUCUUAUCCUCAUUGGCAUCGGAAGCUGCGUCAUCGUGGGCGUCUUCGUGUACCUGGCCAUCUUCGUCCGGCGGCCGCGCAAUGGUGGGGGAAAAUCUUCCUUUGGCGGACGCGGGUCGCGGACGUCGUCGGCAGGAGACGAUGGGUCGUUGCACGGGAUGGAAGGUCCAGCCACAGACAAGACAUACUACGCCGUGCACACGGUUCGCUUGCCGGACGGCGACUCGAUUGACGCGAUGACGCCGCGGAGCUCGUCGUCGCGGUCGACAUGGACCGUGCUGUCGUUCCGAAGCCUCUUUACCGAGAUCGUGUACCCUGACUUGAUCGUAGCAGACCGCCCCGUCGUCAUCGUCCACGACAGCUUUCACAUGGUGCGAGGCAUGUUCAAAGGCAAGCGAGUCCAUGUAAACCGCCUCAAGCCGAUGCCGCACGACAAAUCGUUUGUGUUUCUAUCGCUGCUGUCGACCGUUCGCCACCCGCGGCUGACAUCCGUGGUCGGCGUCAGCUGGCGCAAGCUCGAUCAUGUCACGGGCGGCAUCCAAAUGGACAUUGUGUGCGAAUUCAUGGACUCGGAGCUCCUCGAGACGUACUUGGGUACGACGACCAAGGCGGUCGCGCCGUGGCGCGAUGGAAAGAUCGAGCUUGUACUGGACGUCGCCCUCGGCCUCAUGCACAUUCACGACCACAACUUUAUCUACGACAACCUUAGUCCGACCACACUUUUCGUGGACUCGCGCAACGGAUGCAAGCUCCACACGGUCGCCGUGACGUACAAGGCGCCGUUCCCGACCUCCAGCACGCUGCAUGUCGCCCCUGAAGUCCUCGCGGGGGAAGAGGUCACGCUCGCGUCCGACAUGUUUGCGUUCGGGGUGCUCCUCGCACGCAUCGACAGCAUCGCGACGCAAUGGAACGCGGCCGCGGACAUUUCGUUCACGCCGACAUGUCCAGAUAUGAUCGUGCAAGUUGCGAUGGCGUGUCUCGAGAAGGAUCCCCGCCAGCGCCCGAGCGCCAACUUUGUCUACGCCAUGCUGCGCAGGGAAGCUAGCUUCAUGGAGUCAUAGGAACGACGAGUAGUUGUUCAAUAGGGUAGGAGAGUAGAAUCGGAUAGGUAUUGUCAAGUGUCGUGCCGAUGGAAGCCA
Molecule: messenger RNA, 2164 nt
Organism: Aphanomyces invadans
Lineage: Eukaryota; Oomycota; Saprolegniomycetes; Saprolegniales; Verrucalvaceae
Product: serine/threonine protein kinase
Exons: 6
Coding region: 89-2086 (665 amino acids)
Biological process (GO): protein phosphorylation
Molecular function (GO): protein binding; protein kinase activity; ATP binding
Source: RefSeq, a predicted model, not a curated record